This is a messenger RNA of Eutrema salsugineum, 1307 nucleotides long. RefSeq names its product ubiquinone biosynthesis O-methyltransferase, mitochondrial. NCBI's taxonomy places the organism in Eukaryota, Viridiplantae, Streptophyta, Magnoliopsida, Brassicales, Brassicaceae. Bases 114 to 1061 code for a protein of 315 amino acids. Gene Ontology annotation, molecular function: 2-methoxy-6-polyprenyl-1,4-benzoquinol methyltransferase activity. The transcript has 9 exons. Gene Ontology annotation, biological process: ubiquinone biosynthetic process. The record is from RefSeq and is a predicted model, not a curated record.
UCGUUUUCCCCGUCGCCGGCAAAACCCGACCUCAGUUAUCGUUAACCACCGUUUAUCAAACUCCUACUCGCGUGCUAUCUGUCUCGCCAUCGUUGAUCUUUUGCAAGAGGCAAAUGAAUCAUCUGCAAAGGAUUCUCUCUGCUCGUCGAUUAUCUCCCUCAAUCAUACCUCCGUCGUGUUUUCUUCACCGGCGAUUAUUCUCAACCUCAGAAACCGAUGAUUCGUCGGCAUCAUUUUCCUCUUCGCAUCACAAGAUCCAAACGCCCGAAGACGGAGCUUCCGAUAAAAGCCGAAGCACACCGUCGACGACAUCGUCACUCAAGGAACAUGAACUUGCCAAAUUCUCUGCCAUUGCUGAUACCUGGUGGCAUUCUGAAGGGCCCUUUAAACCGUUGCAUCUAAUGAAUCCAACUCGGUUGGCUUUUAUCCGCUCGACCUUAUGCAGGCAUUUCAGUAAGGAUCCGAGUUCUGCUAGGCCUUUUGAAGGACUGAGACUUAUUGAUGUAGGUUGCGGCGGCGGACUACUAUCUGAGCCUUUAGCACGGAUGGGAGCAACUGUUACAGGAAUCGAUGCUGUUGACAAGAAUGUCAAGAUUGCUCGCCUUCACGCUGAUAUGGAUCCAGUGACUUCAACGAUUGAAUACCAUUGUACUACAGCAGAAAAGCUAGUGGAUGAAGGGAGGACUUUUGAUGCUGUUCUUGCCUUAGAGGUCAUCGAGCAUGUAGCAAACCCUGCAGAAUUCUGCAAGUCGUUGUCAGCAUUAACCAUCCCCAACGGAGCCACAAUACUUUCUACAAUUAACCGCUCUAUGCGAGCAUAUGCAUCAGCCAUUGUUGCAGCAGAGUACAUUCUACAUUGGCUUCCUAAAGGCACACACCAGUGGUCAAGUUUUCUAACUCCUGAAGAACUUACUAUGAUAUUACAACGUGCUUCAGUCGAUGUGAAAGAGAUGGCUGGAUUCGUGUACAACCCGAUAACAGGAAGAUGGUUAUUGUCAAACGACAUAAGCGUCAACUUCAUUGCCUAUGGGACGAGAAGGAGUGAUCAUGGAGACAUAUAAUUGAUCAUUCAAGUUGUGUUUCUCGGCAUAAAAAGCUUAUCUUUUUUGUUCUUAAAAGCUUAUAGUUAUACGGUAUUCUGGAGUUGCCUAGGACAAGGACUAGUUAAAUUGCAAUAAAUGAGAAAGUUUGCAGGAAACAUCCCAUGUUAGUUUUGCCUGUUACGCAUCAGCAGAUUUUGGUCUGGGCUACCACUUAUAUCAUCUGAGACAAGAACAAUUGUCAAUAUAUUUCAUUCAUUUUUGUGG